CCCCCCCCCCCCCCCCCCCCCCCCCCCCCCACACAGCUUUUCAAGUGUGAAGAAGAAGCAGAGGUGGAAGAAGAAGAAGAAGAACAGCAACAACCACCACCUUAAACUUUUAUCAGUACACAAACAAACAUAGAAAAAUCCGAACAUCCUUUCCAAGAUAAAUAAAAGAAUGUCCUAACUUCUGAAAAGGAGAGACAGAGAUUUGAAUUAAGGUUUUUAGGAAACAAAGUCCUCAAAUGUCCGACUCUGAGUUAAUCCUCUGCCUUCUUCCCUCAGUCAUAGCUCUGUUGCUCUUCUCUGUACUCAUCCACAGGCGGCAGACCCAUCUUAAUCUCCCUCCGGGCCUCUCCGGCUGGCCUUUCAUCGGCGAGACCAUCGGUUAUCUCCAGCCCUACUCUGCCACCACCAUUGGCCACUUCAUGGAGCAGCAUGUCGCCAGGUUCGGGAAGAUUUACCGGUCCAACUUGUUCGGGGAGCCCACGAUCGUGUCAGCGGAUGCGGGAUUGAAUCGGUUUAUUCUCCAGAAUGAGGGGCGGUUGUUUGAGUGCAGCUAUCCGAGGAGCAUCGGGGGGAUCCUCGGGAAAUGGUCGAUGCUGGUGCUGGUCGGGGACAUGCACCGGGACAUGAGAACCAUAUCCCUCAACUUCCUUAGCCAUGGGAGGCUCAGGACUCAUUUGCUAAGGGAAGUCGAGAAGAACACCUUGCUCGUUCUCGGCUCCUGGAGGGACAACUCCACGUUCUCGGCCCAGGACGAAGCCAAGAAGUUCACAUUCAAUCUGAUGGCGAAGCACAUCAUGAGCCUCGAUCCCGGAGAGCCCGAGACGGAGCAGCUCAAGAAAGAGUACGUCACUUUCAUGAAAGGCGUCGUCUCGCCGCCACUUAAUUUCCCGGGGACGGCUUACUGGAAAGCCUUAAGGUCCCGAUCGACAAUCCUCAAAUUCAUUGAGCGGAAAAUGGAGGAGAGGAUCGAGAGGAAGAAGGAAGCGGGCGAGAGAGUGGAGGAUGAUGAUCUCCUAGGAUGGGUGUUGGAAUAUUCAAACCUCUCGACAGAGCAAAUCCUGGACCUGAUCCUGAGCUUGCUCUUCGCCGGUCACGAGACUUCCUCGGUCGCCAUAGCUUUAGCAAUCUUCUUCCUGGAAGGCUGCCCCAGAGCCAUUGACCAAUUAAGGGAAGAGCACCUUGACAUUGCCAGAGCAAAGAGGGAGGCAGGGGAAACAGAGUUGAACUGGGAAGACUACAAGAAGAUGGAAUUCACUCAAUGUGUUAUCAGUGAGACGCUUAGACUGGGGAAUGUGGUGAGGUUUCUGCACAGAAAGGCUCUCAAAGACGUCAGAUACCAAGGGUAUGACAUUCCAUGUGGUUGGAAAGUGCUGCCGGUGAUUGCAGCCGUGCACUUGGAUCCUCACCUUUUUGACCAACCUCAGCACUUCAAUCCUUGGAGAUGGCAGAAUAAUGGCCGUGCAUCAUCAUCAAGUGGCACGGGCCCCUCCACGGGCAACUACUUCAUGCCAUUCGGGGGAGGACCCAGGUUAUGCACGGGGUCGGAGCUGGCGAAGCUGGAGAUGGCAGUGUUUAUCCACCACUUGGUCCUGAACUUCAGCUGGGAAUUGGCCGACUCUGACGAGGCCUUCGCCUUCCCUUUCGUCGACUUCCCUAAAGGCUUACCUAUCCGGGUGUUCUCCCACAGCCAAUGAACCACGCCCUUUGAUUCGUGAGGCACAUUCUCGAAUGACCGACUCCUCGAUUCUCAGCUUCAGAAGUCUCCCCUUUUCUUGGUGGUUGUUUUUUGUUUUUCUAAGGGAAAAGACAAGAGAAGGGGAGAGGAAGGGAGACCAGAUGCAGAUGAUACAAAGAAUUGGGUUGUAACUGGGGAUUGAGUUCUUUGGAUUUUUAUUCCGACGGCCGGCUUACUGUUGAGCUCAUUUGUCCGGGAAAUUCCACGGUACAGUAAAUGUACCGUUUCAGGAGUCUUUAAUGAUCGUUGAAUCAACUCGUUUUGGGUGGGUCUCACAAUGAUCCGACAGUGAUCAUAGACUCCCGAACGGUACAUGGACCGCACCAUAGAGUUUUCCGAUAUGUAUUCACACGAAGAAAAGAGAAAGACGAGUGAACAGAGAUAGGACUGGUGCUAGGCUACUUGAUGUGUAGUAGGACCACAUUUCUAUAAUUCUAUCCAUAGUCCAUUCCCAUUUGUAUAUUUUCUAUCAAUUUUCUUUUUUCUUUUUUCUUUUUUUUUUCUCAUGAAAGUGUAAUUUGUGUAAAAUUCAAACUUGCAAUAGGCGCGUGCAUUUUGGACAAUUCUUAACGAAAAAGAGUAGAGAUUGGAGGAGAAGAACAUAUGGUUUUAAGGAUGUGAGUCUCUUAAUUUAUGUUUGUAUAAACAGAUCACGAAUUAAUAUAA
Messenger RNA from Punica granatum (pomegranate), 2401 nucleotides. Lineage: Eukaryota; Viridiplantae; Streptophyta; Magnoliopsida; Myrtales; Lythraceae. The record is from RefSeq and is a predicted model, not a curated record.